Molecule: messenger RNA, 557 nt
Organism: Impatiens glandulifera
Lineage: Eukaryota; Viridiplantae; Streptophyta; Magnoliopsida; Ericales; Balsaminaceae
Product: mitochondrial import inner membrane translocase subunit TIM22-1-like
Exons: 3
Coding region: 39-500 (153 amino acids)
Biological process (GO): protein insertion into mitochondrial inner membrane
Cellular component (GO): TIM22 mitochondrial import inner membrane insertion complex
Molecular function (GO): transmembrane protein transporter activity
Source: RefSeq, a predicted model, not a curated record
UUAGUAUAGCCGACGGCGGCCACAGUUUCGGCGCAGCCAUGAGUUCCGAUCAAGACAAAGAAUUUAACAAUAUUCCUUCUUCGAGCUCCGAUGGAGACCAGAUUCCUGCCCAGAUUCAGCCUCUCCGACUUCCCACGCCGGAAGAGGUGCAAGGACAGGACGUUUGGAACAAUUGCGCCGUUCGUAGCGUCUUUAGCGGAGUCAUGGGAGGAGGAUUGGGGUUGUUCAUGGGUUUAUUUUUGGGAUCAUUGGACACUCCUUUGGUGCAAGAAGAAUUGACUACCAGACAACAGAUAGUUAACCAGGCAAAAAAUAUGGGAAGAAGGAGUUUGAGUUCUUGUAAGGCUUUUGCUGUAAUGGGUUUUGUGUUCUCUGCUGCUGAAUGUGUUGUUGAAAAGGCCCGGGCUAAACAUGACAUUACAAACACAGUGGCUGCUGGUUGUGUAACUGGAGGUGCAAUGUCAGCUAGAGGUAAUUUUUCUCAUAUGCAGAUUGCGUAGUGUUAUUGUUUGAUAGAUUACAAUCACAUAGUGUUUUUAUAGGGGAUACAAAAGAUA